Molecule: messenger RNA, 1152 nt
Organism: Galleria mellonella (greater wax moth)
Lineage: Eukaryota; Metazoa; Arthropoda; Insecta; Lepidoptera; Pyralidae
Exons: 6
Coding region: 42-1031 (329 amino acids)
Cellular component (GO): lysosome
Molecular function (GO): cysteine-type endopeptidase activity
Source: RefSeq, a predicted model, not a curated record
AAUCAAUCUAAGUAUGUAAUCACAAACCCUAUUGAAAUACAAUGUUGGUACUUACUAUAUUAUUUUUAUAUGGAGGAAGUGCUUUAGCAGUAUCGAAGUUACCAGAUAAAAUAUUAUACGAUGUGAACCAAGCCGAAACGUUGUUUGAUCAAUUUAUGCAGACAUAUGACAAGCAGUAUACAAGUAAAGAGGAGAAGCAAAAGAAACUAAACGUCUUUAAAGAAAAUCUGCAAAUUAUUAACGAGAAAAAUGCAGAGCAAUCUCUUGCUGUUUUUGGGAUCACACAGUUUAUCGAUUUAACUGCAGAAGAAUUCAGACAGUUUGCAACGUGCUUAAAUACUACAAUAAAUGACAAAAAAUGUAAACAAUAUCAGUACACCGAUUUACCAACUGCGCCCGAUUCGUUUGAUUGGAGAGAGAAAAACGUGGUGACAAGAGUAAAAAGCCAAGGUGGAUGUGGGUCUUGCUGGGCGUUUAGUGCAAUUGGGAAUGUAGAAAGUGUCUAUGCCAUCAAACAUAAGAAACAGAUCGAACUAUCUGAACAACAGCUGGUCGACUGUGACCAAACUAAUAAAGGAUGCGACGGUGGAAUUAUGUCGAGAGCUAUCCAGUAUCUUGAAAAAGCAGGUGCAAUGUUGGAAAGGGAUUAUCAAUAUGUGGGCAAACAACAGAGAUGCCAAUAUAAUGGACAGCAUGUGAAAGUGAAAGUAUCCGAUUGCAGGGAGUAUACAGAAUCUUUCGAAUCAGAAGAUGACCUGAGGAAUAUAUUGGCUAACACCGCACCACUUUCUAUUGGCUUAGAUGCAUCUGAUAUUCAACAUUACACGGGCGGAAUACUUACAUGUAAAACAACUCAACCCAACCACGGUGUACUUUUAGUUGGCUACGGUGUAGAAAAGGAUAAACCGUUUUGGACCUUCAAAAACUCUUGGGGCCCAAAUCACGGCGAAGAAGGAUAUUUCAGGCUACUUCGGGGCGUAAACUCUUGUGGUAUGUUAAAGCAUCAAAUCGUCUCCUCUGUAGUGGAGUAAUGUAAAAAUCACUUGACAUGCACUUUCAUAUUUAAAAUUAAUGGUGUUGGUUUAUUUGUCACGCUAAUAACGUAUGUACUUUGUUUUGAAAUUUAUUUACAUCUAAAUAUUGUAAAAAAGA